This is a messenger RNA of Zonotrichia leucophrys gambelii, 3078 nucleotides long. It is a transcript of the gene NFAM1, whose product is annotated as NFAT activating protein with ITAM motif 1. The coding region runs from base 442 to 1047 and encodes 201 amino acids. Gene Ontology annotation, biological process: B cell receptor signaling pathway; regulation of B cell differentiation; positive regulation of cytokine production. Gene Ontology annotation, molecular function: transmembrane signaling receptor activity. The transcript has 6 exons. NCBI's taxonomy places the organism in Eukaryota, Metazoa, Chordata, Aves, Passeriformes, Passerellidae. Gene Ontology annotation, cellular component: membrane raft. The record is from RefSeq and is a predicted model, not a curated record.
CUGUCCGCCCCGCCACCGCGGCACGGCCGCACCGGGCGCCGUGAGCGCGGCUCGGCCUCCCGCAGGGGCCGGGGGGCUGCCCCCGGCAAGAUUUAACCCCCUGGAUCAGGCGGACCUAACAUGGCCCGCUUCGCCCUGGCCUCGUGUCAGCCCCAGGCCCGGCAGGUAGAUGUUCUUGUGGAAGGUAUCACCCUGAGUAGGCACAGCUCUCCCACCAGGCGAAUUCCCGCUGGCCACACAAGGAGCCAGUGAAGGAGAACGGGGGGGAUUCGCCGCGAGGCUGAGGUACGGCCCCGAGUGUUCGUCAGGCCUGUGGUGGUAACUUAGUUCCUGGGAAUCUUUCCAGCAGGAGGAAAUGUCGAUGUACUGCAGAAACCUCCAAUCCAGGUUGCCUUGCUCAAGGAAGAAAUAUCCAUCCCCUGUAAAGUCAUCUUCCCUUACAUGCCGAAAUACACCAAAUUUUCAAUCUCCUAUUACUGGAUUAAUUCACUGGAUCAGAAGACAUUUAUCUAUAGUAGGGUGGAAAACAUAGCCAUUCCUUCUGGAGAAGAGAAUAAGACUGCUGCCUUAGCUUAUGACCACAGAAUCAUGCCACUUGAAAACACCUCCUCUACUGGCACAUACUACUGCGAGGUCAAAUGGAAUGAUAUUAAAAAAAUGGGAAAAGGAGUGUUUGUUCUUAUUAGAGAUACAGGAUACAUAAAUACCUCUUACAGCUGGGAAAUCCUCGUUACCCUUACUGUUCUUCUGGCUGUAUUGAGCAUCACUGCAACUGCUCUGCUUCUAUGGAAAAGAAAGGUGUUGUGCCCUAGAAGGAACCAGCCAAAUAUCCUGAGACAGAAGGCAGAAACACAGCUGCCUUCAGCCAGCCCACCACCACUACCACCUCCUGUCUAUGAUAGCCUGGAUGUGCAGCAAGUUGAUGUCUAUUCUAGCCUCGAGAACAACACAAACAACCCAUCACACAGAAAGAAUCCUCCAGGGAAGACACCUAAGAAGCAAGAAACUCUAGAAGAAUCCUCUGAUACGUUGUAUGAGAAUAUUUAACAGGGAAGAUACCUGACCCUAUGUGGACCAGACAUCUCUCUGUAUAGCAGAGCUACUCUCUUACAUCCCUGAUGAGAUGCAGAUACAUGGAGAGAUCCACACUGACUUCAGAGCACAACCUCGAGGGAAUUGUGAACCCCUUGCCCCUUCUAAACUGCCCUUCAUUAACAACAGAAUGUAUCUGUUGAAAUCCCUCGGGGCUCGGUCUGCAUUGAUGCAGCAAAGCUAUUUUGCAGCAAAGCUGUUUGCUGCAAAAGAAAAGCUGCUUUUGUCAAGCACUUAUCUUGGGAAUGGGCAAUCUGUGAAGGUUUCUCUCACCUGCCCCGGCUGAAAUACUUAACUGUUGAUCCUCUGCAAGUGGUAGGACAAUCCGGAGAUUUCCCUGCGUGCUGGCUUGAUGUUCCCGACCUGCAGCCACCCAUCUGAUCCUGUGCUUGUGGCUUUGCUGAAACAGCCAUCAGGACCUCAUGCAUAGUUUAAUCAGAUCCAAGCAUCCACCUGCCCAUUUCCCUUUCUCAGGAACCCCACAGCAAACACGCUUUCUCAUAAUCUGCUAAUCCCAUCAAGUAGUCACAGAUGCCUGCUGCGACCUUAGUGGGGCGACUCAAAUCAGUGCCUCUAAGAAAAUGCUUCCCCUUCAGCAGUAUCAGCAGUGAGGACUGGAUGCACUGGUGGAGAUAAAGGUGGAGAAAAGGAACACAGAGAAAUAUCCCUUCCUGACAACAUGUCUCAGUGACAGUGCCCAUUCCAGAACAAGAAAGAGGUUCAAGGAGGGGGGAACGUGAGGAAACUCCCUUGCUGGGGCUGCAUAAGCCAGGCGGGUCUGGGGCCAGGCUCCAGCCUGCAGAAGUCCUAGGGGAGCUCCCCAGUUUCCUUUUCUUCUUGGCAGUGGGCAUUGGUGUCGUUUGGGAUUUUGAGCCUCUGUGGGAGCAGGCAUGGUACCUCUGCCCCAUCAAAACCAAUCCAUUGGCCUUUGUUUCAGCUGGCUGUUGUAGAGAGUAUAAAGCUCCUUUACCCCUCCACCAUACAUUAUUGCCAAGGAGAUCAGCUCUGAAACCUAGAACGACUGGAAGAAGGAGGAGGGAGGCCUUAGAAGUGAAUUUGCUGUCCAAGUUCUUUCUCCCCUGUCAGCUGGAACUUGCCUACCGUUUGUGUUGGUGCAUAUUCUGGUUCUGAUAGGGAAGGAGUUACAUUAAAUAGCUGUAGAACAUGAUCAAACCAGCAGAUCAAAAAGCUGAGGCUGUUUUAUCUCAUAUUAAAAAACAACAACAAAAUAACAACUAAACAAAACCAACCCAAAAUAAGAAUAUGCAGCAUAACUUGAGAGGAAUUGUAGAAACCUCUUUAAAGAAGAAGAUCAAAUUAAAAUUGAGCUCCAGGGUCAUAGGACCCUCUCUAGCUGAAGAUAAUGUUGCUAUGUAUCAGAGAUAGAGGCUGUGGAAAAUGUCUUCGGGGCCUCCAACCUUCCUAUACCAUGUUUAAAGAGAUAAUCCGCUUAUUGCUUUGCUCUUUUUAUUAGAAAAGAUUUCAAACAUGCAAUUUGGACUUUCUUUAACCACAGAAAAAUGUUUUUUCUCUUCCCAGCGCUGAGGAAUUCAUUUCAGAAAAGGCAAUGAAUGGACAGCAUGUCUUAUUAGAUCCAUUUAUAAUUUGUUAAGUGAUCACAACAAUUAUAAAUAUUUUUGAAGUAAAACAUUUUACAUUUUACUAAUAUGACCAGGAAAUAUUUGUGUUCACAGAAGAAUUUACAGAGGAUUGUGCAGGUAUAACAAUUCCUUUCCUUAACAAAUUUGAAGAAAUGAUGAGAUGAAUUAUAAAUAUGUUGCAGUGUGGCAAUAAAAUAUUCAGCAGAUGCUGGUGGAUUAGAUGAAAAGUAAAAACUUUCAAAAUAAUGAUGGUUAGGUUUUGUGUUUUGUUUUUUAAAUUUUAUAAGUGUUAAAAAUACUGGAUGCUACUGGAAAUUUCCUGGCAAGGAUCUCUCUUUGCAGUGAGUUGAUUUGUCUUGUGUUUCUGUUACCUUUUAAAGUAACA